GCAUUGCUAAUGUCACUGGUUUAGUCGCUCCCAGGGUAAUGUUCUAGGGACAUGGGUCCAAACCUCACUGUGGCAGGUGGAGGCCCUUCAACCCAUCGAGUCUACUUAAUGACGCAAAUUCUGCAGUAAAGCAUCCCACAGAUUCAGUCCUGUCGGAGAGAAGAAAUUCCUCCUCAUCUCUGUCUUAAAUGGGCGACCCCUUGCUCUGAGAUUACACCUCCUGGUCCUCGACUCUCCCACUAGGGGAAAAACAACUUCUCCUGUGCCUAUCAAUAAUGUUACAUGCAUUGAGUGCACUCACGCCCUUCACGUCCUCUUACAAUUGGAGCCGUCCGUUUCAUGUUGCCACUUCCCCGUCGCACCCCCAGGCUAUGAACAAGGACGUGAGGGCCAAAAACCAAGAUGCCGAGAAUCCCGAUGAUGGUUGGCCGCCGCUUUCCCCGAGCCAGGUGCCACACCGUUCUGACAACAGUCGUCCGGCUGGUGAUGGGCAUCAUUUUCCGAACGCCGUGUCAAGCUUCGGGGAGGUGCGAGCUCUCCACCCGGCAGCUAGCCACAUUUUUUGUGUCCAGAAAGAUGCCCUGGAAAUGGGACAAGUGAUACCUUUUGUGGUCGCAAGGGCGGCGGAUGUCUGGAGUCAUCAUCACGUGAAAAUGCCCUUUUCAAACCACAGCAUGCAAACCAAGACCAGGGCAAGAAUGUAUCGUACAGAGAUUAAACGCUGGGAUGUAAUCAAAGGAGUUCUCGGCAAGGCCAAGUUUGAAACCUCGAAGGAUUUGGAGAGUGCUAUUAAAGAGUACAAUCAAAAAUAUGCCCAUCUCUGGAAUUUCUCAGGACUCCACGAAUUCUUCAAGCAGACACAAGGUGCAGAACGAGAGCGCUUACUGUGUUGCGUGCUCCCAGGCAUGGCAAAACUGGCCCUAAGGUUACCAGAGCUUUGCUCCAAGCCCAUCCCGCUCCUGAGGCAAGGAAAUCCCCAGGCCAUCAGCAUGUCCCAGGAGCAAAUCUCCUGCCUCUUGGCAAAUGCUUUCUUCUGCACCUUUCCCCAUCGCAACAGCAUGUACCCCAACUCGGAGUACAGCACAUUCCCGGACAUCAACUUCAGCAGGCUGUUUGGAAACUCUUCGCCGAAGUUGUCUGAAAAGCUGAAGACUAUUUUCUGCUACUUCAGUCAGGUCACAGAAAGCGCAGUUCCCAUCGGACUGGUGACUUUUCAAAGAUGUUGCAUUCCAGAAUCCAUCCAAUGGAAGAGGUCCGAAUACAAGCUGACCCAACUGACGGUCAAAACCGACGGAAGGAUCGAGGAGGACGGACAAGGCAUGCUGCAGGUGGAUUUCGCGUCCCCGUUGGUGGGAGGAGGGGUACUGAGCUCUGGACUGGUCCAGGAAGAGAUCCGGUUCCUCAUCAGCCCGGAACUGAUCGCAGCCCGGCUCUUCACCGAGAGGCUGGAUAAAAGGGAGUGUCUGGUUGUUACUGGCUCGCAACUCUACAGCAAAUACAACGGCUACAGCGACUCAUUUAAAUGGGUGGGAGCCCACAACGACGAAACCCCAAGAGAUUUGUUUCUGAGACGUCAAACAGAAAUAGUGGCCAUCGAUGCCAUUCACUUUAGAGAUCCCACGGAGCAGUACAAACUUCACAAUUUGGACAGGGAGCUGCACAAGGCCUACUGCGGAUUUUCCAAUGCACAUCGAGUGGUACCAUCCUGGACGGAUACUCCCAUCGCCACAGGCAACUGGGGCUGUGGAGCUUUCAGAGGCGACGCAAAGCUUAAAGCUCUCAUUCAGAUCAUGGCUGCUGCCCAGGCACGCAGGGAUGUGACGUACUUCACUUUUGGGGACAUGGGCUUGACAGACAGCCUCCGGGAAAUGCAUACUUUUUUGCGAAACAUGGAUUUCACAGUGGGUAAGUAACAAAACCUGGAACCAGCUAUUCGUUCGGCAUAGUCUACAAUCUUGGGUCCCACAUUACAGGAAAGCUGUGAACGCAUGGGAGAGAGUGCAGAAAACUAUUUACAAGAACGGUUCCUGGGCAAGGAACUCUAGUGACGAGAGGAUAGAUUUGGGGAAGUUGGGGCUCUGCUUCUCAGAGAAGGAGGCUGAGAGGGAGAUAUGAGAGAGGCGUUUCAAAAUCAGGAGCGGGCUGGACAGAGUAGAGAAGGAGAAGCUGUUUCCAUUCAUAGAAGGAGCAAGAACGAGGGGACAGGCAAACGAAGUAAGGGCGAUGUGAAGAGAAUCUUUCUCACCCAGUGAGUGGUUAUGGUGUGGAAUGCACUGCCUGGAAAUGUGGGGGAGGCGUUGGAUGGGGGGCAUUUGGAUAGAAAUUUUGUGCAGGGAGAUGGGGAUCAGGUAGGAGAUGGAGGACUAGGGGGAUUGAACUAAGAUACAAACACAAAAACAGAAAUUGCUGGAAAAGCUCAGCGGGUAUAAUGGGCUGAAUUGCCUAACUCUGCAUGGUACUAAUUCUGUGAUAGUGUCAGGGAUGAGUCAUCUCUUGGCUGAAGGCUGGCAUAUUUACAUACAGCACACCCUACACACAGGCACAGGCAACACAUGCACACAUACAGGCACACUCUCCCGGGCAUACAUGCGUAUACACACGCGCACAUACACACACAGGAGACGCACUUUUCUUGGCUAUACCAAACCAACCUGGAGCAUAAGAAUUAGCCCAUGGGCUGUUUGAUCAUGUGAGGCCUCUCUCUGGGAUGGAGGAGACAAAUCCUGAUGGCAAGCAGUGCACUGAGACCAUGACUUGAAUGUGAUAGAGGGCUGGGGGUAGGGGGGAGGUGGUGGUGGUGGUGUUGUUGCCAGGUUCCAUUGCUUCUUUGCCCACUGUGUUGAGGCUGCUUGUUUGCUUGAAUUGCAGGCAUGGGGAUGGUGGGGUGCAAGGGGAUCCAUUUUUGUGUCUAGGAUCAACCCGAGCUCCUGGACUUUCAUUACUGUACAGAAACACGUGGGUGUGCAUGCAGGCAGACUGGUUAAAGGCUGAAACUUGCACUGGCACGAAGCCCUACAUUGUUGAGCAGUCUGUCUGUGCUUGUGGGAAGGAGGCUAGUGAACCUGCCAGAGAGAUAUUUCACCAGCUGAUUGCAGGUUAUUUGACUAUUGGAAAGCUGCAGCACAGAAUGAUUAGGGAGGCCUGUACUCAUUUAGAAGAAUGAGAGGUGACCUUAUUGAAACAGACAAGAUUCUUAAAGGGACUUGAUGGGAAAUGUGGAGAGGGUGAUUUUCCCUUGUGGGAGGGUCUAGGACCAGAGGGUGUAAUCUCAGAAUAAGGGGACGCCCACUGAAGAUGGAUGAGAACAAAUUUCUUCUGACGGGAGUGAAUCUAUGAGACUCUUUACCGGAGGGUUAGCGGGGCCGGGUUUUGAAGAAUGUUCAAGGGUGAGGUAGAUUCUUAAUCAGGAAGGGAUUAAGAGUUAAGGAUGAUCAAAUCCAUCGUCGAACGGCAGAGCAGACUUGAUGGGCUGAAUGGUCUACUUCUACAGAGAUAGUACGAACUGCAGAUGCUGGAGAAUCUGAGAUAACAAGGUGUAGAG
Messenger RNA from Rhincodon typus (whale shark), 3541 nucleotides. RefSeq names its product poly(ADP-ribose) glycohydrolase-like. Gene Ontology annotation, molecular function: poly(ADP-ribose) glycohydrolase activity. Bases 276 to 1913 code for a protein of 545 amino acids. Gene Ontology annotation, biological process: nucleotide-sugar metabolic process; ATP generation from poly-ADP-D-ribose; carbohydrate metabolic process. Lineage: Eukaryota; Metazoa; Chordata; Chondrichthyes; Orectolobiformes; Rhincodontidae. The record is from RefSeq and is a predicted model, not a curated record. The transcript is spliced from 15 exons. Gene Ontology annotation, cellular component: nucleus; cytoplasm.